UCACGACUUCUAACCUCGAUGGUUUGACCCGGGAAUUCCCUUGAAGGGGGUUUCCUUACUUGUGACGUCACUACGCUAUGCACUACCGGUGCCAACAAAAAUGGCGUCCCCAUCGUUGGAGUAUCUCAAUAACGUGUGGCAGUAUGUACCCCAGGGUCACGAGAAAGCUUUGAAACAAGCUGUUUACAACACAGUGGCCAAUAUUUUCGUUCUUUUAGUUGCAGGAGCCUUUAUUGCUGUUUAUUUCGUCUUCUCACCUUUCUUGCGACCAUUAUGCUGGGCUCUCUUGUGUGGGACGUUUCUCUACCCAUUCAAGCGCACACUUACGGACUUACUUCGCGGGUGGUUGAAAGGUCUAACAUCAUCUGGAACCCCUUUCAUCGUCGGAUUAAUCAUUUUACCAGUGCAGGUUGUUACUACUACGUCUGGUGCAUUAAGUAACGCUAUUUAUAGUCACCUGGCGAUCAUCGUGGCCUUGUUUGCGGGAAUUCUGGUGCUGCAACUGAUCUACCAUUUCGGACCCCUUCACAACUUGGCCAAUGCAGCUCUGGCUUUCCUAACAUUUCUAAAUGACUUUGUCAGCUACUUCUCUUCGUUGUGGCUGUGGACUCUCAUCUUGGCAUAUAUUGGUGCAGUAGCAUUCUUCUGGCGCCCAGAAUCACACCGCAUACUGUCCAUUCUGGGUCUGCCAGUAUGGCUUAUAAUAGUCUUUCACAUUGCAUCUGCUGCUGGCGUUUUGCGGGUACCUCUACUCAUUGCCAUGGUGGUGCUACUGGUGUUUGGCUUUGUGGCAGAAGUCAACCAGGCCAGGAAACGACAAGAUUGCCAGAGAGGGUCACCAACUUUAGCCACAGUGUGGACAUUGCUAGGAUGGUCCAUCCAAUCAACAAGGGAAAGCACAGUGACUGAGAAAAUCGGUGUUGUGAAAGAUCCUGCUUCUGAGAAAGAUGGCUUGGGGACAGCCAAAAUAGAAGAAGGACCACUUCUUUCAGCAUCUUCUUUGAGUUCGUCUACCACUUCUGUAACAAAACCAACAUCUCUUAAUGUUUCCUUAGCUACAACUAGCAGAGAGGACUCCAGCAAAGAGGAGACCACAAACAUUGCUGCAGGCUCUCUCAGCCACCAGUGCUUUUAUGUCCUGUUGUGGGCGCAUGUGUUAGUCCGUCUCUGGAUGCACAUUUGGCUUGUUCUUAUCUUCGUGCUGCUGCCACUGAUCCACAUUGGACUACGGUUUCUAGUCCAGAUGAGCUUUGUCAAGGAUGCCUGGGCCAGGCUUUGUAGAGGUGCUGCUUCCUGGUUGAGUGCUCGCCAAGAUGCUCUGGCACCACGUUCUGUUCGUGGUGUUGGCAAACUGCUAAUGAGAGGAGACAGAAAGAUGGUGGCAGUGCUAGAGAAAUCACUGGACAGUGCCACAAGCACCCUGAUGAUUCUCAUGCUCUUGGUUGGCUCCUGUAUUUUUUUCGUUGUAGGAUUUGUACAGGUGCAAAGAGAGAGCAUGUACAUUGUCACUGCAACUGGCAACAUAUUCAACAACACAGUGAACCAAGACAUUUCUCAGUGGCUUCCAGAUGGAAAUGCUAUGCAGGACACAAUGGAUUCAAUGGUUGGGAAAGCCUAUGUCUACGGCCGCAAAUUUAUCGCAAACCAGGUACGUGAACUUCUUGGACAAGAUGAAAGUACAAAUGUAACAAAGGUGGAGCAACAGGUACUGGAAGUUUGGGACCAGAUCUAUGAAAAAUUCUUCUCUAAGAAUGUAACAGCCAAUGAACCAUCUGCAGCCCUUCCAGCCAUUAGAGACCUGUGGGAUGUCUGGGAUAUGGUCUCCAACGGGAAGCUUCUGAACAUAAGCAGUCUGAUUGCUUUUGCACAAGAUAAUGUAGGAACUUUCCUUUCUGUCCUAGAAUCAGUGUGGACAGUGAUUCGCAGCAACAUGAGUCUCCUUGUUUCAAUAUUCACCUCAGCACUGUCUGUUGUCUUUGGAGGAGGCACAGCAAUCCUUAACUUCGUGGUCAGCUCUCUCAUUUUCCUGACAACCCUCUUCUACUUGCUGGCAUUCAGUGGAAGCCAGUACAAACCAGUUGAGUUUUUCUCCAGGAUCAGCCCCACAGUUGGGGCUGGAGGAGGGAGUAGAGCAGGGGACUUUUUUGGACAGGCUGUGGAAGAAGCUGUCAGUGGUGUGUUCAUGGCCUCUCUCAAGAUGGCUGCAUUCUAUGGUCUUUACACCUGGCUGGUUCACCUGAUCUUUGGCCUGGACAUCAUCUUUAUACCAUCAGCUCUGGCUGCCAUGUUUGCCGCUAUGCCUUUUGUGGGUGCUUACUGGGCGUGCUUUCCAGCUGUAAUUGACCUAUGGCUAGUUCAGGAUAAAGGUCUUGCUGCCAUAGCAUGCUUCCUGGCUCACAUGGUGCCCUCCUACAUUGUGGAUACCUCAAUCUACAGCGAGAUCAAAGGGAGCCAUCCAUUCAUGACAGGCCUUGCAAUAGCAGGGGGCAUGUACUGUAUGGGGCUUGAAGGUGCUAUUCUGGGCCCCAUUCUUCUGUGUUGCCUGGUUGUUCUUAUCAACAUGUAUUCAUCCAUCCUCAAUACAGGGACACCAACUCAAGGGUGUAUAGCUGGAGGUCAGGCCUGCCCUGGUUCUGUGCAUACUUUCCGAAGUCAGACUCAGAUGGUGACAAAUUUCCCAGAAUCACUCAGUAGCACUGAGGUCAGACAUGGUCCACUUAACAUGAUGGAUGGCAGAAAGUCUGCAGAAAAGUGCGAGGCUAAGAUAGCUCCAGGAAAAAGAUCUGAUGAAAUCAUAGAGUCCUGGUAGCUCAUUCAGCAUCUGUCCUUGAACUGUCUUUUGUAGUAAUAGCAUUAUCAAGAUAAGAUUCUGUUUCAUGAUCCAUGUUCGCUGACAAUACCAACAGUCUUUUAUCAAGCAGUUUUUGUUUUUUAAACUCAAGUAGUUCACAGUUUCUUUGGCAAUAUAGAAACAGUACAACCGACAACCAGAUAUAUAUAACGAUAGGCAAUGGUUGUGGUGCUUAAUGGAACUACCUUUAGAUGUUAUUACUCUUUGACAUAGAGAGUAGUAUGUGUGUGCAUGUGUGCUUGCACUCAAAAGUGUGUAUAUAUAAUAUGAUAUGAACUGUUCACUCUUGCUUUAAAAUAAUUUAUUUUUGUUUGACAUGUAGAAAUGUAUGUCAUUGCUAAGAUUUUGACUAACAUUAUUUUGUGUACAUGCAUGCACGAACACAUGUUCACACUCACACACAGUCUUUACAUACUGAUGACAAGAGCAUGAUGGUGGUUAAAGAUCCAUCCAUUUUAUCCAUAUCUUGACUAAGUUGCUUUAGUGCUGUAUGUGUUGCAAGCAUGUACAUUUUUUGCUACAAGAUCUUUCAGAUUUUAUCAUUCCUCACUUACAUCUCCUUGAUAUUUUUUCUUGGCCUUGGCCUCCAGUAAAUUCUCUCCACAUUCUUGAAAUCAUCAUUGUUUGUAAAAUGCAUGAAGACUGCAUCACAGUUUAUAAUUGUGUGAUUUCUACAGAUUUUUAUAAUCACUAGAGUGUCUUUAUCAUAUUUUCUUUCUCUCUAUGGAUCUCUGGGUCAGUGUGUGGGGAGGAUGUUUUUGGCCAACUAGCAACACACUGCCAUAAAUCUGUCUCUGCUACACCACAUUAUGUGUCAUGUGCUGUGUGAAAAUAAAGACAUGCUUAUUGUAUAUUUCUUUCUUUUCUUUAUCAUUUACAUUAUUUCAUGUUGUCAUCUUCAUUGUCAUUUUAUUCUAUUUCUUAAUCAUUAACUGUAAUAUGGAAUGAAAACAACAGCUGUGUGUGAAUAUUAGUGGUUUCAAGAAUAUUUAUUUCCAAGAAAGCUUUCUUAAAGGAGUUACUGAAAUAUGUUGACAAAAGCAUUCAUUUGUAUACGAAACCUAUUUUUUUCUUCAGUUAUUAGAAAAUUCUGAAAAAAAACAUAUCUUGAAUGUAUCAUGCUUAUCAAACAUAACAUCCACCAUCACAAAGCUCAUUACAAGGCCAUGAAUCAAUGUGAAGAGCUAAGUUUCUGUAGAGAAUGGCAAAGCUUGUUCAAUGGGUUAAAGACCAUUUCCGACUAAUGUCUAUGCAUGGUUGCACAUAUCUGGCUGUUAAAAAAUAAAAUACAUGAAAUGUAUUUGUCAAUUUGAACUAAUUAAUGAGAUAUUUGUAACGACUGUUUUCAGUACAUCUUGAUUGUGGCAUAAGGUGAAAAAAGACUGCUAAAUAAAUUUGAUUAAUUCAACAACAUUGCAAAAUACAUAUGAUAUUAACUUCAAGAAAUCUUUUCAAAACAAAAUACGUUUAAGGUGUCAAUAUUCAUGGAAAGGUUCCUGUUACCCUUGUAUACCUAGGUCACUGUAUCCCAAAUGGCUGUUUUAUCAGUGCAAGUUAUCAAAUGAAGUGAGAAAAAAAAUUUAUGUAAACUUUUUGUGGUUAUCUUAUGUGGUGGAUUAAUUUAAUUUUAUUUAAUCAUAAUUUAAAAGGGAACAGAAUUUGUGAUAAACAUACACAUUAAGAUACUUUGUGAAAGGAAAUCUUAAUAUUGUAACAAUCUGUACACUAAAACUAUUGUUAUAAAUUCAUGAGAACAUUGUUUCUUUUCACUUUAAUGAUAAGAAAGUUGCAUAUGCAUUUGGCUUUCUGAUGGUUGUGGCCUUACAGAAGAGUGAUUCUGGUUCAUUUAUAUGUUGGGUACAUUUCCCAAUAAUUGCUGUGGAAUGGCACUAUUUUUGAGGAUUUUAGGUUCAAAAGUUCAUAGAGAUUUAUGUUAACUUUUUGAUUUGUGUAAGCUUGACCAAGAAGGCCAAGAGCUUUAUUUUGUUUAUUAAAAAAAAAAAGCAUCUCUGGAUUUUUGGUUCUCAAAUUGUCUUCCCUUUCUAUUUUGUAUUUGUCCAUCCUUACACUUUCUUUUCUUGCUUUCAUUUUUCUUUUUCUAUUUUUCUUUUCUUUUUUCUCCUUUUUUCAUCCUUCUUGUUGUUGACUAAAUGGCUAGUUCACUAGCUUGGGCUUCUCUAUAAAAGGUUAUUUUUAUAUCUUGGAAAGCAUGGAGUUGUUUAAGAAUUGCCAUACCUUGUUGUCAUAAUAACAGCAUCUCACUGAAAUAAUAUCUUCUUAUGUAAGUAGUCUCUGGGAUAACAGAGAUGAGUAUACCUGACAUCUCUCACAUUCAUUGCCAGUGUUAUGAUUUGUAGGUAAUCAUUCCAUUUUCAAACCAUAUAGUGCUUGAUUUUGUGUUAAAUCUGUUCAAAUUAUUUUUGAACUCACAACUGCGCUUUUUAUUUUUGCAAAGUCUUCGUUUUUCUGAUCUUGCAUCAGUGUAUAAAAUUAAAGUUUGUUGGGGGAACAGAAUGUACAAUUAAACUGUUUAUUUUAUUAGAAUGCUUUUAGUACAUGUGAUGUUUAUUUGAAGUAGUGGUGCUAAUUUGUUUCUAAAUUUAUCCUACUCAUUAACUUAAAUUCUUGCUGUUUUAUUGUCUUGAUCAGAUCUACAGUGCUUUUUACAAUUAAAUCAGUUUUCUUCAAAUUAUUUUUGAUCACAGUUUAUAGUUUUGUGUGUUCAUGGCAUUCAGCCAUUAUUUCAUCAUUUACAAGUUAGCUGUGGCUGGGUUUUUUUAGGGCAUAUAUGUGAUCAAAAUAACAAUAUUCUAAACAAUAUUUCAUAUUUAUUUUUACCACAGUGAUAUUAUGUGUUGUAGCUUCUUUUUGUCCAUAAAUGUUUUAGUUGAUUAUUAAAAAUGUUUUGUUAUAUUCCAAUCACUUUUAUGUUUAAUUAAAAGAAAGUGUAAUGUGCUACUGAAAUGAAGUUCAUGAGAGCAAGUAUAAGGCAUAUUGAAUAGAGAAAAGAUGGGUUGAUAACUGCAAACAUAAUUUUUAAGUGGCCAGAUGAGGUUAAAGUGGCAUGAUAAUACUGUCUUUAAAGUGUGAUGGUUUUUGUGUGGGAAAGGUUGUAUGUGUGGUUCAAGACCUAUGACAUGAAGUUUCAAUACUGUGAACAACAGCAGCAGCAACAGCAAACACAUGAAAAAUAGUUCCAGAACUUGACCUAGUGCAAUAAAUUUUCUUUGAGAAAUGCUGCAGAUCAUAAUGCAACAGCUAUUCUGCGUUUAAAUUGUGCCCUGCUUCUAAAUGGGUUACUGUUUCUUGUGAAAGUUAAUUGUCUGUUAACUGUUUAUUUGUUCCGUGUAUUUUAAUCUUCUGAUAUCCUUCCCUAGAUCCUCAAAACAGAAAUAGUAUCAAUCAUCAUCCAUUAUAUUUUCAUUUAGACUUUAUAGCUGAAUAUUUAAUGACAGCAGUUUUAAAUAUCAACAUUUUGUUCUGUAGCGAUAUGCAGCAUGAAUCUGCAAAAAUAUGUGUAUGCAAAUAGCAAUUUUAAAAAAGUGUUUUGAAUUUGAACAUAAUAUAUUUGAAUGUUGCUUUAUCACUUGACCCAAAGAAAGAUUAAGGGAAAGUAUUUCACUUUUUAGGCUUCUUUAUAUGAGUGAUAUCAUCCUGAUGUUACAUUUUGGUUUAACAGUCCAACCCACCACAGCUGGAGUAACUGCUGACCUCCUUUAUCUCCUAGUUAUACCUGUCAAAGUUUUGAUGGUUUGUUUGUUUUUUGGGGUUUUUUUUAAGUUUGUUCUGGUGGGUUCCCCCCCCCCCUUUGCUUUGAUUGUUGUUGGUUGUUUUUUUCUUGAAGUUUGUUCUGGUGGGUUUUUUCCCCCCUUUGCUUUGAUUGUUUUUUGUGGUUUUUUUGUUUUGUUUUUUUGUUUUUUUUGUUUUUGUUUUUGCUUUCUUUGUGGCCGUAAAUUAUGCAUUAUUGCGCUUUUUGUGUUGAAAGUCUAGUCUUAAGUGCAGUAGAGCUGCAAUUUCUUUUAGAAAGUCGUCGCCUGCAUAUAAGUCAUGAUCAAAGUUGUUGAUGUUUUUUGGGGGGACAGCAAAUUUUGAGAAAUGUUUGUAUUUCCUGUGGCAAUCUCUGCUUUGCACUGACAACUAACUGCCACUAUAGCUUAAUGCAGCCACGAAGAUCUUCAAUAAAAUAAAAAAUAUGUU
Molecule: messenger RNA, 7048 nt
Organism: Pomacea canaliculata
Lineage: Eukaryota; Metazoa; Mollusca; Gastropoda; Architaenioglossa; Ampullariidae
Product: transmembrane protein 245-like
Exons: 17
Coding region: 101-2809 (902 amino acids)
Source: RefSeq, a predicted model, not a curated record